Molecule: messenger RNA, 2742 nt
Organism: Cladocopium goreaui
Lineage: Eukaryota; Dinophyceae; Suessiales; Symbiodiniaceae
Source: the annotation of a GenBank genome assembly
AUGUUCCACCAGCCGUCUCCAAACAGGUGCGGCUUUCACGGCGUUGGUCAGCCAUCCGCUUCAGUUUCUCGCGCCGUGCUGUUUACUUUCAGCAGAGGCCUAUGCAAACACAAGGUGUCCAUGUUGUGCACCACGCCCAGGGCGACGCUCUGGUUUUCAGCCUACGUCAAGGUCUUUCGGACCUUAGGGGGAACCCUGGAAGCCAUCAGUGUCCUCGCAGAGAUCCUGGCCUUCCAGGCGAAUAGCAUCUUCAUCCUGUUGGCUGCAGGGAUUCUAGGAGCUAUGGCCUCUGCCAUGAAUGACGCCACCCGCGCCUGCAUCUUGCAACACUUCUCCAAGGAGAAAAACAACCAUGAUGUGACCCUGAAGGAGAACAACCAAGACAGUGCCGGUGGCUUCGUGGGGUGUCUCGGAGGCUUGCUGCUGGUCUACUUGCUGGGCUCCGAAUUUGAUCGUCACUCCGGCAGCUUAGUGAUGGCGGCCACCAGUUGCUUCUGCCUGUGCUGUAUUCAUGCAGUCACAAAUCUGGCGUCAGCAAUGGUGCUGAAGAUUUCGCCGGCGACCUUCACGCUGCAGCACUGCAAAACAAGGAGAUUUGUGACACUGACCUCUGGCAAUACUUUGGCUGCUACUGCUGAUACUGCAAAGGCUGGGAAUGUGGAGAUUUUUCGACUGCCAUCAGACCAGAUUCCGGGAAAGGCUUUAAUGAGUGUGGAUGGCGUGUGGUUCGAUCAAGAUGGUGUGGCUACCGAUCACCCCGUAGCAUCUGAACUGGAAGAAGAUGGGCAGAGCGUGAGACUGCGAGACGAAAGGUAUGAACUUGGACCCUGCACCCGGUUGCCUAGCAGUUCCAAAGCCCGUUCGGGGAUCUUCUUUCCUCCAGGCUGGCCUACCUCCAUGCCGGAUGGCUAUGAUGAAUACAUGGCCUACGAAUUGGUGGUUAGCAUCGUGGCCACCCCCAUGAGCCUGCUCAAUUACUUCAUUUUUUGGAAGUAUGUGGCUGGGGUGGGAGAUGGCACCAAAAGCCCGGCUUUUGCGUGCUUCUUGAUGUUGUAUUUGGAUUUUGUGAGUAUACUCUGCGGCCUACUUAGUGGGUUGCCGAUGUUCGCCAAGCACUACGAUCAUAGGUGGUUGUGCCUCAGCUUCUUCCUUAACGCCUUUGCCACGGGGACCAUCGUCGUGGCUCAGGUUUGCCCCUUGCCGUGGUACCUCCUGCUGUCGGGACUUGCGCAGCCCUUCAAGAGUUUGGCGGGCGUUGCAGGCAAGACGGUGAGUGCGGAACUGGAAAGACGUUUUGCCAGCCAUCCCAAUGUCGACUUGAUCCAUUUGAAGUCCUGCAAGAGGAAUCGCGACACCGUAUUGAACCUGCUGAGCAGUAUCCUUUGUGUUUGCUACGCGUUCCACAUGUACAACUGCAGCAUUGACCCAAGCUUGCCAGGAAUGAUCCUGACCUUCUUCAUGCUCUUGUCCUUCAAGCUGGCCGCGGAGUACAAGAAGUCCCAGGUGGCGGCAAGAGUAUUGACAUCAGAUCAGGCGUCAGCGUCGUACGACCUCAUUGAGGACGAAGCUUCCCAUCAGCCGAGGAUGGAGCCUCAAGGCACAGAGCAAUCCUCGGAGGUUCCCACGCAUCGCUUCACUGCAAAGAAGUUUGCUUGGACUUUGCUGCUGGUCGCGGCCGAAGCAGCUGUCUACGGGGGCCUGGUGACCACCUUGUCGGCCAGCAAGGAUCAACUGGAACCCUGCACUGAAAGGUGUUUGCAGUUCAAGUUUUUCGGCGACGGCUCAGCAAUUCCUGGCACUGGCAUGUUCCCCUUUCCCGUAAAGAACGGACAGGACCAGCGACUUCUCUCCGAGACCUGCGUCUCCUAUGGCGGAAUGGACUGUGACGCCUUCAUCGGAGCCUGUAGUGUCUCCAGAUGUGAAGAGCGGCACGUGCGACGCAUGGUGGAAGAUCGAUUGAGCCGUUCCAAGUCUAAGAUGGGCUUCAUCGCUUCGAUUGCCGUGUAUUCCGCUCUAAACUUGGCACAUGACCUGGGAUUAGAGGCGCACUUGCUGGGACCCAACGAUGCGGUGAUGCUCCAGAUCUUCGCUUCACUUUCCAUGGCCGUUAUGGCAGCCUGCGCAUUGAUGUGGGCUUCUGGUGCCAUGGAGCUGUUCUACAGUCCCUCCGAGUCCUGUGGCUGUUAUUUCCGCCUGGCCGCCGUGCCCUCUGUGGUGGCCCUCGCCUUGCCGUUGAACUUGGUGAGUCGCUUGAGAUCGAACGUCCAGCAGGCCAUGUAUGCUGCGAUAAUUGAGUCCAGUUGCUUGCGAACAGUGUCCUUCUCCGUUCCCUACCACUUCAUCGAGACCGCGGGGAUCAAUGGAGCUGAAAGCCUGGGGCAGCUGAGUUUGCUGGGUGUAAAAGGCCUGGGUUGUCCACGGCCAGGACUGAGCGUGAAGCGCUGGGCACAGUGGCUCCCGUUGCUGUCGGUGGGGAUUAUUUUGUUUCCUCUACUCUUCUCCAGUAGCUUCAUCGUGUACCGCAUCAGUGAUCUUUUCCUGGCAUGGCUUGAGGAUUGGCUGUCCAAGCACGUGGCUCGGCCUGACUGUCUGGAGAAGCACAAGACCGCAGUGGGACAGCCCUGGCAACUGGACCGAAGUUGUGGCACUUUGGCCCUCUUUGGGGUCUAUAGCAUGAUCGGCAUGCAGGCCCUGGUGAUUGGCUACUUCCUCUCUGGGCUGUGGACGUUGUAUCAUGGCUGA